GAGACGUUCGUUCAGUGUUGAGCGGUGAUCUUGCGGAGUCAGAUCGUUUAGACGGAUAUUCGUUUUAUAGUGAAUGCGGUAAAUCUUAAAGUAAAGCAGUAAAGGAAGAAGAAAAAAACAGUGUUACGGGAGUGUGUGUAUAAUAUAGCAUGCAUAUUGUACUUGUACAUAUGCAGUAGUUUGUGUUGAAGUACAUAAAAACAUACAUACAUAUAGACAUCAUAAAUACCAUAUACAUACAUAAAUUGUGUGCAAGAGGACUGUGCUUUUAUUAUCAACUGGACUCGGUCAAUGGUCUUGCACGGGAACUUUAAAACACUGCCAAAACCCCGCUUCACUUCACGCCAUAACAAGUGGAGUUUCAACAAUAAUGCAUCUGGCCACACGCAAUGCAGGAAGAAGUAUUUCAUAAUCAUCCACAGCAACCACAGCAAACAGCAACAGCAAGAAGAGGUCAACGCGAUAUUUUUCCCAAAUAAACAUAUGCCACGAGAGGAAGUUAAUACACACACUACCAUACUUUUUCCGUGAUUACAAUAAGCGCGUAAUCUUGUGGAAUAAGUUCGAAUAAAAUAAACACUACAUUGAAAGUGGGAAAAAAGAGGAAGAAGCAGCAGCGCGCAGAAAAAAACAGUAGAGCUUGUGUUCUGAUUUUUCGAACGCCUGGUUACAACCGGAAAUUGCAGAAGCUACUGUGACAAGCACACACAUACACACACUCACACGCUAUUUAGAGUACACCAAUACACACACAAGCAAUUACAAAUACAACCAGCCAAUACAAUACACAAGCCAUAUACAAAUUACACAAAGAUCGCAUUUUAUGAAACGCUCGGCGAUUGAAAAUCAAACCCGCCAUAUUUUAGUACAAGCAGAGCCAGUCAGCCUGCCAGCCAGCCUGCCAGCGAGUAAUAUAAUCGCCAUAAGCAAUUCUCUAUAAUAAUGUCGAGCACACAGCGCGGCAGCGCAUUUGGCUGCCGCCUCAACUACUACUACAACAACAAUAAGAAGAAAAGCAAAAUCAGCAGCACGCUUAUCGCAUUUUGCCUCUUCGCAUUGCUGAGUAGUUGUGCGUUAUUAACACAGGCACAACGUAUCACCGGACGACGUGAUCGCCCACUCAAUCCGCCAAGAGAGUUCAAGAAGACACAUCCAUGUGAGCGUUCAUCGUGUUAUCCCGCAACGGGUAAUUUGCUGAUUGGACGUGAGAAUCGUUUCACGGCCUCAUCCACUUGUGGUAUACAUUCGCCGGAACGUUUCUGCAUAUUGUCACAUUUGCAGGAUAAGAAAUGUUUCCUCUGCGAUACACGCGAAGAGACACGCAAUGAUCCGUAUAAGAAUCAUCGUAUCGGACAGAUAAUAUAUAAGACAAAACCGGGCACGAAUUUGCCUACGUGGUGGCAAUCGGAGAAUGGUAAGGAGAAUGUCACCAUACAAUUGGAUUUGGAGGCGGAGUUCCAUUUCACUCACUUGAUCAUUACAUUCACCACUUUCCGGCCGGCGGCCAUGUUGAUCGAACGUUCAUUUGAUUUUGGCGAAACUUGGCAUGUGUACCGUUACUUUGCUUACGAUUGCGCCGAGUCCUUCCCUGGUGUGCCCGUCAUAUUGCGCAAUAUCACCGAUGUUAUGUGCACAUCACGCUAUUCCAAUGUGGAGCCAUCUCGUAACGGUGAGGUUAUCUUCCGUGUGCUGCCGCCAAACAUCAACGUCACCGAUCCUUAUGCCACACACGUGCAGAAUAUGUUGAAGAUGACCAAUUUGCGUAUUAAUUUCACCAAAUUGCAUAAAUUGGGUGAUAAUCUAUUGGAUAAUCGGCUGGAGAUGGAGGAGAAAUACUACUAUGGCAUCAGCAAUAUGGUGGUACGUGGUUCCUGCUCUUGCUAUGGCCACGCCUCACAAUGUCUGCCCUUGGACGGCACUGAGUCGCCCGAAUACGAUAUGGUACAUGGUCGUUGUCAAUGUACGCACAACACGAAGGGUUUGAAUUGUGAGACUUGUGAAGACUUCUUCAAUGAUCUGCCCUGGAAGCCGGCGUUCGGUAAACAGACGAAUGCUUGUAAGAAAUGCGAAUGUAAUGAUCAUGCGGUGAGCUGUCACUUCGAUGAGACUGUCUUCGAGAAUUCGGGUCGCAUAUCUGGUGGUGUGUGUGACAACUGCAUGCACAAUACGCAGGGUCAGCAUUGCGAGGAAUGUAUGCCGUUCUUCUAUCGUGAUCCCGAACAGGAUAUACGUAGUCCGGAGGUGUGCAAACCAUGUAAUUGCGAUUUGAAUGGCUCGUUGGAUGAGGGCAUUUGUGAUUCGGUCAACGAUCCAGAAAAUGGCGUUGAGGCAGGCGCUUGCCACUGCAAGCCCAAUGUAAAGGGUCGUCGUUGCAAUACCUGUAAGGAUGGUUUCUGGAAUUUGUUGCCUGAAAAUCCCAAUGGCUGUGAGCAGUGUACUUGCAAUACGCUCGGCACCGUUGACAAUUCGGGCUGCAAUAUGUAUACCGGUGAGUGUACUUGCAAGCGUUUGGUCACCGGCAAGGAUUGUAAUCAAUGUGCGCCCCAAACGUAUGGUCUCUCCGAGUCGGAAGAUGGUUGCACACAUUGCGGUUGCGAUGUUGGCGGCUCCUACGAUAACUUCUGUGACGUCAUAACGGGCCAGUGUCGCUGUCGUCCACAUAUGACCGGACGCAAUUGCUCGCAGCCUAAGCAGAACUACUUCAUACCAACGUUGCACGUUGUACAUGAUGCCGAGUUUGCCGAUGCGUGCAUUUCAUAUGGUAACAACGGUAAUUGCACAGUUGUGCCAUAUCCACCGCUGCCCGAUCGCCUGCCCGACUACACCGGCAUUGGUUUUACACGUGUGCCGGAGAACUCCGAAUUCAUAAUAACAGUUAAUGAUAUACCGAGCUCCAUGCCAUACGAUGUGGUGAUACGUUAUCAGGCCACAGCGCGCCAAGAUUGGGAAAAGGCCUAUAUAACGCUGGUACGCAACGACGAGGUUGAUCCGGAUGGCGUUUGUGCAGAGAGCGUGCAUCCCGGCUCGAGCGUGUAUGAGACACGCAUACCGUUCACUUUGCCUGAACGCGAACGUCAAGUUGUCGCACUACGCAAUGUUUGCCUGGAGGCUAACAAGGUUUAUAAGUUCAAGAUACAUUUCGAACGCCGACGACAAAAUGAAGACAACCCCACAGCGACAAUUAUGAUCGAUUCACUGACGCUCAUACCACGCAUUGAAGUGACAUCAGUAUUCCAAGGCUCAAUACCUGCAGAGAUACGUCGUCGCGAAUAUAUACAAAGAGGCUGCAACCAGUCGCUGUACGACAUACGGUACACCAAUAUCGUGGACGAACGCUGCAAGGAACUCGAAAAUUAUGCCAGCACGGAGAUACAUGACGGCGCCAGCAUGUGUAAUUGUAAUCCAACGGGUGCGUUAAGUAAGGAAUGUGUGCCACAUGGCGGUUUCUGUCAGUGUAAACCAAAUGUGAUUGGACGUCAGUGUGAUCAGUGUGCACCGGGCACGUACGGUUUUGGACCGGAGGGUUGCAAAGCUUGUGACUGCAACAGCAUUGGAUCGAAAGACAACAAUUGUGACCUCAUCACUGGUCAGUGUGCCUGCCACCCGAAUACCUAUGGACGUGAGUGUGAUCAGUGCCAGCCAGGUUAUUGGAACUUCCCCAACUGUCAAGUGUGCGAGUGUAACGGACACGCGCAGCAAUGUGACGCGCACACUGGUCAGUGCAUCAACUGUUUGGACUUCACUAACGGUUACAGCUGUGAUGCUUGCUUAGAUGGCUACUAUGGCAACCCCUUGUUGGGCAGCGAAAUAGGCUGCCGCGCUUGUCGUUGCCCGGACACAGUUGUCAGCGGUAAUACGCAUGCCGACGGUUGUUCGCUCGACACACGCAACAAUAACAUGAUCUGUCACUGCAAGGAGGGCUAUGAUGGCGCGCGUUGUGAAGUCUGCGCUGACAAUUACUUCGGUGAUGCGGAGACACCAGGCGGCUCAUGCGAGAAAUGCGAUUGCAGCAACAAUAUCGAUCCUUACGACAUGGGAAAUUGUGAUCGUCGAACUGGCCAGUGCUUGAAGUGUCUUUACGACACCACUGGCGAUCAUUGUGAACUCUGUCGCAACGGUUACUUCGGUGACGCCCUACAACAGAAUUGCGUACAAUGUGAUUGCGACUUUUUGGGUACAAAUAAAACUGUCUCGUUUUGCGAUCGCUUCACCGGCCAGUGUCCUUGCUUGCCCAACGUGCAUGGCAUACGUUGUGAUGAGUGCGCGGUCAAUCACUGGAAGAUCGCUUCAGGCGAGGGCUGUGAGGCGUGCGAAUGUGAUCCGAUUGGCUCGUUAUCCGAACAGUGUAAUCAUUUUACCGGUCAAUGCGAGUGCCGUGAUGGAUUUGGUGGGCGUGCAUGUAAUCAGUGUCAGGCCAACUACUGGGGCAACCCGAACGAACGGUGUCAACCUUGUGAAUGUGACGAAUAUGGCUCGGCUGACUUCCAGUGCGAUCGUGAGACCGGGCAGUGUGUCUGCCACGAAGGAAUGGGCGGGUACAAGUGUAAUGAAUGCGCACGUGGUUACCAGGGUCGUUUCCCACAUUGUGCGCCUUGUGGCGAGUGUUUCAACAAUUGGGAUUUGAUUUUACAUGGCUUGGAAGAUGCCACUGCGGAGGCCAUACAACGUGCCAAAGAGAUCAAAUUGAUUGGUGCAACUGGCGCUUACACGGCGGAGUUCAGCACUUUGGACAAGAAAUUGCAAAAUAUUCGUGAUCUGCUGCAGAAUACCACAGUUAGCUUGCAAGACAUCGAUGCCUUGGACAAGGAGGGCGCAGAUUUGAAGGAGAAACUGCAGGCUUCGCAUACAAAAUUGUUGGAAACAGAAGAGAAUUUGGAAAACAUUUACUCAUCCUUGAGUCUGUCGACAGUAGAACUCGAGGCGCUGCGUAAUCAAUCCGAGCUGGUGAAAAAGCUUUCCAAAGAACUCAAAGAAAAUGGCAUACAAUUGCAGGAAUCCAACAUCGAGGGCGCGCUCAAUUUGACGCGCAAUGCAUUUGAACGCGUACUAGACCUGUCGGCAGUGAAAAAUGAAGCCGAAGACUACGCGGCCAAUACCGAUCGCAACUGCAAGCGUGUCGAAACACUGGCGAAUAAGAUGAAAGACGAACACGAUACAAUCACAGCCAAUGACGACAUCAUUACAGACUAUCGCGAAGAGCUCUUAACGCUCACCAGCAUGAUACCCGGUUUGAAUAAUGAGGUGUGUGACAAGAGCGGUGAUCCGUGCGACUCGCUAUGUGGUGGCGCCGGUUGUGGUUCUUGUGGUGGGCUAUCUUGUGAACAAGGCGCGCUGACACGCACCGAAAAAGCGCUCAAAGUCGCUAAAGACACCGAACAAAUAAUCAAGGACAAAAAGGAUGUUGCCGAUCAAACCAUACGCUCGCUCUUCCAAGCUAAGGUGAAUGCAUCCGAAGGUUAUCAGAAGGCAAAGAGCGCAUUCGAAGAUGCCGAACGUUAUCUCAACCGCACCAACGAAAACAUCAAGAAGGGUGAAGAUAUGAUUGAACAGUUGAACAGCUAUGUUAUCAACGACACCGCAUUGCCCACCGAGAGUCGCGACAUUGCACAGCAAACACUGAAGCUCGAUCUGAAAUUGGAUCCCGAAGAGAUACAGGUCUUGGGUGGUAAAAUCAACGAUGCCGUUUCUUCACUCAAAAAUGUCGAAUCCAUAAUCUACAACACACGUGGCGAUUUAGCGCGCGUAAACGAUCUACAAGCAAAGGCGAACCAAACCAAAGAGACCGCCAACGAAAUACUCGACAACGCCAAUACGGUGGUAAAGAAUCUCGACGACGCCGACGCUUCACAACUCAAGGCUAUCGACGCCAUCUCACAGGCGAAUGUGAAUAUCGAACUCGCCGCUAAGGAUCUGGAUCAAAUCGAUUUGGAGACUAGCGAAGCUGAAGCGCCUGCCAAUGCCACAGCACAGCAGGUGGAGGAUCUGGCCAAACAAGUAAGUCGCAUACAAAAGAAUAUACUCAAAAACGAAUUGGAUGCCAAGGAAAUCAAAAAAGAAGCGAUUGCGGUGAAGGAGGCGGCACUCAAGGGACGCGAAUAUUCCAAUCAACUGCAGUCGGCAACCAAUUUGGUCAAUCAAACGCUCACCGAUCGUGCACAUAACUCGGAGAGUGCACGCGAACGCGCCAAACAGUUGUUGCAACGCGCCUCUAAGCUGACCGUCGACACGAACGACAAGCUGAAUCAGCUGCAGAUGAUGCAGGACCUCUACUUGGAGAAGAAUAAUACGUUGCAAAAAUUACAAGACGCGCUGAAGCCUUUGAAUGACGAGCUCACCUUGUCGCUGCAGAAGAUACAGGAGCAUGCCGAUAGCUACCGACUGUGUACAGGCUAAGUUGGUUCGCGGCGUCUACAUUUCCCUCUUUUGUAACAAACAAUAGUUAGUUGGUAUAGGAAGAAAGUGGGAGAAGGAGAAAGUGAGAGAGGGAGAGAGAACGAGAGAGCAGCGUAUAUGUAUGCAGCAUGCCAGCUGUACAUGUGUGCGUGUGUGUUGCAUUAUUGCAUUUAUACUUAAACAAUAGCAAAUUGAUAACUGCAAUAAAACCAAAAUUUUGCGACUCGGCGAGUGUCCAAGCCAAAAACUAAAUAAAAAUAACAAAAAAAAAACAAAUUUUUCCAUUCAAGCUACGGCUCGACUUUUUCGCCUUCCAAAUACAAUUUCAUUAUUCUCUCCCAACUUUUUUCUACACUCUUAAAUUGUUUUUGUAAGCCAUAUUGAUGAACAAAAUCUUAAUUUUAGUCUAAAGAGAAAUUAAAAUAAAAUUAAAAAAGCAAAAAACAAGCAUAAUUGCAAACUAAUAAAUGUCUGUUGUAAGAAAAAUGUUAAAAAUAUUUUAUAUACAUACAUAUAAAAUAUAUAUUUUUUACUUUAUGUUAGUUUAUUUAAAAGCCAUCCUUAAAAAAAUAGUAAACAUGGUAUUUAAUUGCCAUUACCACAUACAUAUACAAACAAAUAUAAAAACAAACGAACAUAAAUAUGCUUAAAACCCAAUAAGAAGAAGUCGAAGAACGAUUAAUUGCAUACAUACAUACAUACAUAUGUCUCGAAAAUAUUAAUAAAUUAUGUGCCUUAAUAAUGUGUAAAACUAUUUUGAGAUUCAAAUCUCUACUAAAGAUUUUGUUGUAAUAACUAAGUGUAAUUUUCUUUUGUAUUAAUGUAUUUGAGCCAAUAAAAAAAGUUUA
Messenger RNA from Ceratitis capitata (Mediterranean fruit fly), 7241 nucleotides. RefSeq names its product laminin subunit beta-1 (gene LanB1). The transcript has 3 exons. Gene Ontology annotation, cellular component: laminin trimer. NCBI's taxonomy places the organism in Eukaryota, Metazoa, Arthropoda, Insecta, Diptera, Tephritidae. Gene Ontology annotation, biological process: cell migration; substrate adhesion-dependent cell spreading; basement membrane assembly. The coding region runs from base 943 to 6393 and encodes 1816 amino acids. The record is from RefSeq and is a predicted model, not a curated record.